UCGGGGCGACUGAGAGCCAGGGGGGCGGGCCGGCCGGCGGGCGGGCGGUGGCGCGAGCGGACGCGUGGAUUAGAGGACGGCUGCUGCCUGCCGCGGGCCCUGCCAGCCGCGAGCGGACCCUCUCGCCGGGGCAUGCUUCGGGAUCGCGGGAGCCCGGCACCUGGGCCGCCCGCUGAGCCCUCGUGCGUCUCUUGCACCCCGGGAAUCCGAGACCCGGGGAACCCAAGCCCGGCCUUGGGCCUUAACGCUGCAGCGUGCCGGGCGGGGAAGGGGCUGCAGGCCCCAGAUCCGAGGGCAUGGAGCGGUUAGGGGAGAAAGCCAGUCGCCUGUUAGAAAAGUUGAGACUCUCGGACUCCGGCAGCGCCAAGUUCGGCCGCAGAAAGGGCGAAGCGAGCCGGUCUGGGUCUGAUGGGACCGCCGGAGCAGGCAAGGGGCGCCUGAGUGGGUUGGGGGGACCUAGGAAAUCAGGACACCGAGGAGCUAAUGGGGGGCCUGGGGAUGAGCCUUUGGAGCCGGCCAGGGAGCCAGGGUCCCUGGACGCCGAGCGGAACGCACGCGGCUCCUUUGAGGCGCAGCGCUUCGAAGGGUCCUUUCCUGGGGGGCCGCCGCCCACUCGAGCCUUGCCGCUACCUCCGUCGUUGCCUCCUGAUUUUCGGCUGGAGACCUCGGCCCCGGCCCUCAGCCCUCGCUCCAGCUUCGCCAGUAGCUCGGCCAGCGACGCGAGCAAGCCGUCGAGUCCCCGGGGCAGCCUGCUGCUGGACGGGGCGGGGCCCGGCGGAGCCGGAGGUAGCCGGCCGUGCAGCAACCGGACCAGCGGCAUCAGCAUGGGCUACGACCAGCGCCACGGGAGCCCGCUGCCCGCGGGGCCGUGCCUAUUCGGCCUCCCCCUGACUACUGCCCCGGCGGGCUACUCCUCUGGAGGGGUUCCGUCCGCCUACCCGGAGCUCCAUGCCGCCCUCGACCGACUGUGCGCUCAUCGGCCCGUGGUGUUCGGCUGCCAGGAGAGCCGCCACUCGUACCCCCCAGCCCUGGGCAGCCCCGGAGCUCUAGCCGGAGCCGUGGUGGGAACAGCGGGGCCCUUGGAGAGACGUGGGGCGCAACCCGGACGGCACUCAGUUACGGGCUACGGGGACUGCGCCGCGGGGGCCCGUUACCAGGAUGAACUAACAGCAUUGCUGCGGUUGACGGUGGCUACCCACGGUGGGCGAGAAGCCGGUGCCCGUGGGGAACUCUCGGGGAUUGAGCCGUCGGGUCUGGAGGAGUCCCCCAGUCCCUUCGUUCCAGAGGCCUCCCGGGCCCGGAUGCGGGAGCCAGAGGCCAGAGAAGAUUACUUUGGCACCUGCAUCAAGUGCAACAAAGGCAUCUACGGGCAGAGCAACGCCUGCCAGGCCCUGGACAGCCUCUACCACACCCAGUGCUUUGUCUGCUGCUCCUGUGGACGGACUUUACGCUGCAAAGCCUUCUACAGCGUCAACGGCUCUGUCUACUGUGAGGAAGAUUAUCUGUUUUCAGGGUUUCAGGAGGCAGCUGAGAAGUGCUGUGUCUGCGGCCACUUGAUUUUAGAGAAGAUCCUACAGGCCAUGGGGAAAUCCUAUCACCCAGGCUGCUUCCGAUGCAUCGUUUGUAACAAGUGCCUGGAUGGCGUCCCCUUCACAGUGGACUUCUCCAACCAGGUGUACUGCGUCACUGACUACCACAAAAAUUAUGCCCCAAAAUGUGCAGCCUGUGGACAACCCAUCCUCCCCUCAGAGGGCUGUGAGGACAUUGUGAGGGUGAUCUCGAUGGACCGUGAUUAUCACUUCGAGUGCUACCACUGUGAGGACUGCCGCAUGCAGCUGAGUGACGAGGAAGGGUGCUGCUGUUUCCCUCUCGAUGGACAUUUGCUCUGCCACGGCUGCCACAUGCAGCGACUCAAUGCCCGGCAGCCUCCUACCAACUAUAUCUGAGCUGUAGUUCCUGCUGCUGCCAUCACCACUGUGGAGAAAUGCUCUGGCCAGCCGAGGCGAGGAAUGCACUCUGCAAUCCUUGUGAAGAGGUCUCUGGGGGAGGCCCCAAAGGCCAGAGACCCAAAGAUCCUAACAUUCCAAAUAGCCUUCUGAUGGCCAGGAGGGUGGACUGGCCUUCGUCGUGUGCCGCCUGUGCCGCCGCGAUUGCCCCAGCACACACGGACAGUGUCAGGACUUUCUGAACAUUGGGUUCUGGUGUAUAUUUCCAGUAUAUGUUUCUGUAGAAGUCGAGCAAAGUUCCAGCGCUGGCUGGAUCACACAAGGGGGCGUCACAAAAACCACCCCCAGUCUGUUGUACCCAAUGGAAAGGGGUCAGCCAGGCCUUUCCCACAGUGUCCUAUCUUUGUCUGCAUGAAGGGCUGGAAGCCCUGGACUCUAUGAGGAGUCAUUUCUCGGCUGUCUCUCUAAGGACUAGAGAGCUCCCCGUCUGUCUGCUGGGAUGGGGACCAGCUCCGGGGGGCCUGCUGCCUGUGUUGCCUGUUUCUCAGGGACCUGGGGAAGCUGAGUAGGGCCUGUCCUUGGUUGCUGUUUUUCUCAGUUGCUAGACAUAACGAGCAGGUCUCUGUGUGUGAUACUUUCUGGGUGGGAUGUCCAGGAAGCUUCAGGCUAGCCCCACUGCUGUUUAAGUGCACUGAGCCCUCUAGCCCGGCACACGUGGAUACAUUUGUAUCCCUGUGUGCAGCCCCCUCUGCAACCCCUUUUUUUCUCAGGUGACUUUUACACUUAGUUCCCUAGCAGUAGUUUAUCAUUUGAGGUCCACCUCUUAAAGGGAUCGUGCAUCGGAUCUGCUACAGCCCUACAGCUCAAGGCUUUGGGGAAGCUGGAGAGAAUAAGAUGGGUUUGACUUGGUUCUAGUCUGAUUAACUGAAGCUCUAGUUCACCCAAGGCAGAUGUGUUAAAAUAAGUUCGCUUGUUGGCUGAAAGUUCGGUUCAUUUGUUGUCGAGAGCUCAGUUCCCUUUGAGUGUUUCUAUAGUCGUCUAAGUGUGCUGUUCUUUGCAUUGCACUGAGCACUCAGUGUUUCUGCCUGUCUGUCAAGAGUACUCCAGUUAUUAGCACCCAGCAUUUACCAACCUUGUGGCACUUUGUAAGUGAUCAGACUGCUCCCUGCCUCCGUGGGUGUCUUUUCCUGCUUCUCCAACACUUAAAAAAAGUUUAAAUCCUAGCAAUAAAUAAUAAUUGGUAUGGA
Microtus oregoni (creeping vole) is the source of this 3193-nucleotide messenger RNA. It is a transcript of the gene Ajuba, whose product is annotated as ajuba LIM protein. The transcript has 8 exons. Gene Ontology annotation, cellular component: adherens junction; transcription regulator complex; P-body. Lineage: Eukaryota; Metazoa; Chordata; Mammalia; Rodentia; Cricetidae. Gene Ontology annotation, molecular function: transcription corepressor activity. Gene Ontology annotation, biological process: positive regulation of miRNA-mediated gene silencing; response to hypoxia; negative regulation of hippo signaling. The record is from RefSeq and is a predicted model, not a curated record. Bases 297 to 1946 code for a protein of 549 amino acids.